AUUGUUGUCGCUUGCAGUCUUUGUCCGCAUGUAGUAGAUCUCGCUGACGCAAGGUAUAAAGAGUAACAGGCAGCCUCCAUGACCAGUUGACGGUGAUCGAGCGUCCUGUGCAGAUUUGUGAAAAUAAAAUGAGAGCCGCAACAUUGAUUGUUUUUGCCGUGAUGCUGGUAGCGGUGUCCUGCCGGCCAGACAAACCGGACCUGAAGCAACUGAAGGCGGAGGGUGCGCGCAAGAAGGCCUGCAUGCACGACUGCACCUCUGUCAAACUUGACCCCAUCUGUGCGGGCAAAACUGGAGAGAAGCCCAAGUCCUUUGGCAGCGAAUGCGUCAUGAAUAACUACAACUGCGAGCAUAAAGAAACACUCCAAAAGUUAAGCAAAGGCGAGUGUACGGGAUCCGACGGAAUACGUCUUUCCUAAGCUAAACCUCACAAGAGAACAAGCAAGGAUUUGGUAUCUUUUCUCUAUUUUUCAACAUACCUACUCAAAUGUAUUUAAAAAAAUUUAAGGCUUUAUUGAUCAACAUCGCAUAUUAAGCUUAUUUAAAGUUUCUGUAAGUUUUUAUAUGUACAAUAUAUUUUGUCUGAAA
Maniola jurtina (meadow brown) is the source of this 588-nucleotide messenger RNA. RefSeq lists its product as uncharacterized. Gene Ontology annotation, molecular function: protein binding. The coding region runs from base 129 to 419 and encodes 96 amino acids. The transcript is spliced from 3 exons. The record is from RefSeq and is a predicted model, not a curated record. Lineage: Eukaryota; Metazoa; Arthropoda; Insecta; Lepidoptera; Nymphalidae.